This is a messenger RNA of Babesia bigemina, 735 nucleotides long. RefSeq lists its product as hypothetical. The record is from RefSeq and is a predicted model, not a curated record. Bases 1 to 735 code for a protein of 244 amino acids. The transcript has a single exon. Lineage: Eukaryota; Apicomplexa; Aconoidasida; Piroplasmida; Babesiidae.
AUGGUGAAGGAUCAGGUGGAGGAGACAAACUCGUGUAUAUGUGAUACAAGUAAAUGUCCUCACUAUAAGGAUGGUACUUGUUAUGAGUCUACUUGUACAGAGUACAAGUCUGGCUGCCCCCCCGGAUGUAAGGGCUGCGAAAAGAGAUGCACGCCAGGACAGAAAUGUAAAUGUUGUACUCCCCGCUGUGGUUGUAAAGAUGAUUGUUACGCAAAGGACAGUAAUGGUACGUGUAAGGGAAAAGUACCGGGAGGUAGUUGUGAACGUUGUAAAGUGAAAUGCAAGGAUAGUGAUAAAUGCAUAUGCUAUCAAUGCAGCUGCGGAACGCAAUGUAAUGGCUUCCUUUGUGCCUGCUGUUACUUUUGCAAUCCUGGCAAAUGUAAGAGUAAAGAUACUUGCGACGGCUACGUACUCGGGAAAUGUGCUGAUAAAUGCCAAGGCCACGGCACAUACGAUGACAACGGACAGCCUUUCUAUGCCAAAGAAUGCAAAUGCACCCGUGGUGAGGACUGCAAGUGCUACACUAGCAAACACGAUCGGAAAUGCAGGUGCAUUUUCGGCGAACCGCAAAAGGAUGGCAACUGCUUGAUAAAAUGCGACAUGUGUGGCAAAUUGUGCUCUCAAGACUCGUAUGUUCGCCUGGGCACUAUAGUGGUUGUCUUGGUUGCAAUCGCAGUGAUCCUGCUUUUCGUUUGGCACCAGUACCGCGAUAAACUCCGCAAGAUGUUUUUAUGA